Messenger RNA from Myotis davidii, 2862 nucleotides. Its product is annotated as paraneoplastic antigen-like protein 6B. The transcript is spliced from 4 exons. NCBI's taxonomy places the organism in Eukaryota, Metazoa, Chordata, Mammalia, Chiroptera, Vespertilionidae. Bases 233 to 2491 code for a protein of 752 amino acids. The record is from RefSeq and is a predicted model, not a curated record.
CUGGCUGCGGGCUUUGCAGAUGAUGGAAGGAUAGAUAGGGCUCCUGGCUGGGGGUUUGCAGAUGAUGGAAGAAGGGGCUUCAGUUGCUAGGACCGGAUCAGGGGUUUAAGCCCAGACCAAAGGGGUCCUUCUCGUUGCGGAGGCGGCCCCAGCAGAGACUGCGACAGUCUGCGCACCUCUUUCCUAUCGCGUCUACUCCCCCCCUCCUCCCCCCCGCCCCCACGUCUGGGAGAUGGCGCUGACGAUGCUGCGGGACUGGUGCGGCUGGAUGGGCGUGAACUCAAAGCGCGCUGUGCUCAUCCUGGGCAUCCCUGACGACUGCGAGGAGGAGGACUUCCAGGAGGCCCUGCAGGAUGCCCUGUGGCCCCUGGGCAGGUACCGAGUGCUGGGCAAUGUCUUCAGAAGGGAGCUUGGGUGCAGGGUCGCCUUGGUUGAGUUUGCUGACAAUUUAAACCGAAAUCUGAUUCCCCGACACAUACCAGGCAAGCAAGAGGACUGGACUGUGAUCUUCCUCCCUCAGGUCUUUGACUCUGAGUCACAGGAUGCACCCAAUUUCCCUGCACAGCCCCAAAGGCAAGCGGUGGCUGGCCCCGCUGAUGGGGCAGGAGCCGCACAGUGGGUUGGAGCUGCAGAUGAAGCAGGAGCCCCCCGUGAGGAGGGAGCUGCAGAUGUGGCAGGAGCUGCAGGUGAGGAAGGACCUGAAGAUGUGGUGGGAGUUCCAGGUGAGGCAGGAUCUGCAGAUGAGGCAGGGGCCGCAGGUGAGGAAGGAGCUGCUGCAGUGUCAGGAGCUGCAGGUGUGGCCUCAGUUGUAGAUCUGGCAGGAGCUGCAGGCGAGGCAGGAGCUGCAGAUAUGGCAGCAAUUGCAGGUGAGCAAGAAGCUGCAGGGAGAGCAGGAGCUGAAGGUGAGGCAGAAGCUGAAGAUAGGUUAGAAGCUCCAGGUGAAGAAUUAGCUGCAGGUGAGGUAGGAGCUGCAGCUGAGGCAGGAGAUGCAGCCGAGGCAGAAGAUGCAGCUGAGGCAGGAGGUGCAGCUGAGGCAGGAGAUGCAGCCGAGGCAGGAGAUGCAGCUGAGGCAGGAGAUGCAGCUGAGGCAGGAGAUGCAGCUGAGGCAGGAGGUGCAGCCGAGGCAGGAGAUGCAGCCGAGGAGGAAGGCUGGAUCCAGCAAUGGAAUCAGGCCCUGAAGCCUGUGCUGGAAAAUAUAGCCUACCAGGAACUGAGAGACUUUUCUGGCAACGAUCAGCCAGGUCAUAAGAAUGAGUCCUUUGAGAGCUGGCUGGACCACGCCAAAGACAUGCUGUACCUGUGGCGCCACAUAUCAGAAAGGGAGCGGCGGCGGAGGCUGGUGGAGAGCCUGCACGGGCCAGCACAGAAUUUCAUGUAUGGCUUCCUGAAUGAAAACCCUGCCAUCUCUGCUCAGGACUGCCUGACAGCGCUGGCUCAGGUGUUUAAGAACAAGGACACCCAGGCGGUCAUGAGGCUGAAGUUUGUGACUUGUGCCCAGCAGCCCCAGGAGAGUCUCUUUGCUUAUGUGAUUCGCCUGGAAGACCUGCUGCACACGGCCAUGGAGAAGGAGGCCAUCCACCCAGGCGUGGCAGACGAGGUACGGAACGAGCAGGUGCUGAUGCGGGCUCGCCCCAACGAGAAGCUCCGGAACAAGCUGAAGAAAAUGCACCUGGAGGGGAAAUCACCCGGCUUCCUGGAGAUGCUUCGGCUCAUUCGGGAGUCAGAGGCGUGUGAGGCCACUCCGACUAUGAGACAGCAGUUUCAGGUGGAAGAAAGGGUCUGGAUGGACAUUAGAGGACUGGCUGCUGCCCAGGCCACCCUAGCUCCUGAAGGUGCUGCCCAGGCUGCCUCAGCUCAUGAAGAUGUUGGCCAGGUCGCCCCAGCCCAUGAAGAUGAAGCCCAGACCGCUACAACCCAUGAAGAUGCAGCCCAGACCGCUAUAACCCACGAAGAUGCUGUCCAGGCCUCCCCAGCCCAUGAAGAUGUUGGCCAGGCCGCCCCAGCCAAUGAAGAUGCAGCUCAGGAUGCCCAAGCCAAUGAAGAUGUUGGUCAGGCCGUCCCAGCCAAUGAAGAUGCAGCCCAGGCUGUCCUUUCUAAGGAAGAUAGUGCUGAGGCCACUCUGGCCAAGGAAGUGGCCACUGAGGCCGGUCCUGCCACUGCUGAUCCUGAUGAGGCUGCUCCUGAAACCCGAGAUGCCACCGGGGCAGACCCUGCCCCUGAGGAUACCACCAAGGCCUCCCCUGCCAUUCAGGGAGAUGAGAGUGCUCUGGCUCCUGCAGGUCUAGGUCAGGCAGGGCCCUCGCCUGCCCACAUGGGCAUUGCUUUCGGGGUGGGCUCAGGAGGUCCUGGCGGUGACCCAGAGGGCCUGGCGCAGGAAGAAGAUGAGGAGGUUGAGGAGCCCCAUGAGGAGGAGCUCAUUCUCUUCCAGGAGGAGUCAGGAAUUGAGGACGGGUCUGGGAAGAUGAGUUUCCCCGAGCCCUCCUUCAAGUAAGCUUGGAAGGCUCAGUGGCCUCCUGUUUUCUGGGGCACCAGAGCCCUGGAGGCAAGGGAAGGCCACCUCACCCCACAUGGGAGCAGGGCCCAGGGAAGGGUCUGCCCUGCCCCUUGGUCCCCCACUACUCCCAAGGGGCCCUAACCACCACCAUCAGACCUUCCAAGUCAUCAAGAUGACCAUACUUGCCACCAAAUGGGAUGAGGAGAGGUGCCCACACAUGGUAGCACCACACCUGGCCUCAGCCCCAGCCCCUGCCAACUUGGGCAGCUGGCCUGGGAGCACUGCCAAGGCCUCCCCUGCCAUUCAGGGAGAUGAGAAUGCUCUGGCUCCUGCAGGUCUAGGUCAGGCAGUGCCUAGGCUGAGCAGCC